Molecule: messenger RNA, 3839 nt
Organism: Scleropages formosus (Asian bonytongue)
Lineage: Eukaryota; Metazoa; Chordata; Actinopteri; Osteoglossiformes; Osteoglossidae
Gene: usp8
Product: ubiquitin specific peptidase 8
Exons: 20
Coding region: 143-3394 (1083 amino acids)
Biological process (GO): protein deubiquitination
Molecular function (GO): cysteine-type deubiquitinase activity
Source: RefSeq, a predicted model, not a curated record
CGGGUUCGAGGGCUCUUCCGGGAAUCAGGUGAUCGUGAAAGCAAAACAUAUCCAGAGCGUAAUGCGGUGAUGUGAGGUAAAUCAACGCUUUUAUGAGCAUGUGCAAAUAGUUUUUCCUUGGUCUGCCAAAGUACCAUCAGAGAUGCCAGCAGUAACAGCUGGAGUGAAGGAGUUGUACUUGUCAACAUCCUUGGGAGAACUUAACAAGAAGGCUGAAAUAAAACCUGAUAAAAUUAGUACUAGGAGCUAUGUUCAGAGUGCCUGUAAAAUCUUCAAAGCAGCGGAAGAGUGCCGGUUGGACAGAGAUGAAGAAAAGGCCUAUGUGCUGUACAUGAAGUAUCUGACAGUCUAUGAUCUCAUCAAAAUAAGACCUGACUUCAAGCAACAGCAGGAAUAUUUCCUUUCUUUGCUUGGCCCAACCAACUUCAGAAAAGCCAUAGAAGAAGCAGAAAAGCUCUCUGAGAGCCUUAAGCUCAGGUAUGAGGAAGCAGAGGUACGCAAAAAAUUGGAGGAAAGGGAUAGAGCGGAGGAGCAGAAGAAGAAGGAUGACAAAUCAGAGAAGGAUGUGAAGAUGAGCUCUUUAAAUAAGGUUGCAGAACCCUGGAACGAUAAUAAGAAGAAUACAGGAGAGCAGAGGGACUUGAAGAAUGACAUUGUGAAAGCAGGUGUCCCCCCAGGUGGGGUCACUGCCAAGAAGCUCUUUCAGAUGAUGAAAGACCAGAGCAUGAGCAUCAUUGUUAUGGAUGCCAGGAGCACUAGGGACUUUGAAGAGUCUCAAAUCCAAGUGCCAGCUCAAAACUGCAUCUCUGUUCCAGAGGAGGCUGUCAAGCCUGGAAUCACUGUGGAUCAGAUCGAAAUCAAUCUCCCAGAAAAGUCCAAAGAGCAGUGGGGCCGACGGGGUUUUGCAGAUUAUAUUGUCCUGUUGGACUGGUUCAGUUCUGUGACAGACCUCAGGCUGGGCACAACUCUACAAAGUUUGAAGGAUGCCCUCUAUAAGUGGGACAGCAAGACCAUUCUCCGCAGUGAGCCGCUGGUACUGGAAGGCGGAUAUGAGAACUGGCUACUGUUUUAUCCAAUGUACACCUCUAAUGCCAAAGUUAAGCCACCAAGGCCAGAGACCAUCAGUAUGAUCCCAAGAAUUAACUUCAGCUACCCGUCACUUGAAGAACCCAAACAGCCACCGCCUCCAGAGCCAGAGCCUGAAAUGACACCAGUGCCUGGGCCCCCUGUGCAAGUGAAUGGAAAAGCAGGUGGGGAGAAAACUCAACAGCAGGAUGCUAAACAGAAGGAGGAACAUCCAGAGGUACCUAAAGCUCCAACUGCUUCAUCUCCAGCUCAGGUUGUCCAGACAAAUCAGGUCCCAGACAGCCAGCCUGCAGGUCUGGCUAAGGCUAUUCCACAGAUUGAUCGCACCAAGAAGCCCUCUGUCAAACUACCUGAUGGUGUGAGACCAAACAAUGAGGCCCCAGCCAAGAACCAUCAACCGGUGCAGAACAGCCCAGUCAUUCCAGACCGCUCCAUCAAGCCCUCCUUCAGUCCAAAGGAUUCCUUGACAGAGGAGGAGAGGAGCCGCAUUCAUGCAGAAGCUUCUCUCGUAAUGGAGAAGGCCAAGCGAGAGCAGGAGCAACGGAGGAGGGAGCGUGAGCGACAGGCGCGGGAGGAGGAGGAGCGUAUGAAGGAGGAGCAAGAACAGCGUGUCAAAGAGGAGCGAGAGCAGCAGGAACAGCAUGCCAAAGAGGAGCAAGAGCAUCAGGAGCAGCAAGCUAAGGAGGAGCGAGAGCGCCAAGAGAAGGAGAAACAGGAAGAGAUGAAAAGGCUGAAUGAAAAAGAGGCAGAGAAGGAAGAGCAGGACCACAAACAUGGGGAGGAGAAAGAGCAAGGAAGACUCAAGGACCAAAACGUUGUGUCGGUGAAGAACGUGGAAGACUCUUCUAUGCCCAGCAGCAACAAGCAUGACCCAGUGACCAGGGCAAGAAAUGGAGAGAUAGGAAGGUCAGUCCCAGGUUUGCCUCAAGGGUGGAUGAAGUUUCUGGACACUGUGACAGGGACAUACCGUUAUUACCACUCUCCUACCAACACUGUACACCUGUACCCCCCGGAGGUGAGCGUGGCCCAGACCCCUCCUGCCACGCCUCCAACACCCAAACAGAAGCAGGUGACAACAGAUGCUGACAGGGAGCACUCCAAGCUCAAGCGAUCCUACUCCUCCCCAGACCUUGCUCAGGACCUGAAGGAGGAGGGUCAGAAGAAGCCUACUUCCACACCCACCAUCAACAGAGAAACUAAGCCAGUCAGCACCACUGCUUAUGCUAAAGCUGAGACUAUGAGACCAUCUGCAGCACAGAUUCGUAAUCUCUGUCCUGUGUUUGGCGGGCUUGGACCCUUUCUGACUGGGCUACGCAACCUGGGCAACACCUGUUACAUGAACUCCAUCCUGCAGUGCUUGUGCAACACCCCAGCGCUAGCUGAGUACUUCAUCAAAAACUUCUACCAGGAGGAUAUAAACAGAGCCAACAUCCUGGGGCACAAGGGUGAGGUGGCGGAGGAGUUUGGUGUGAUCAUCAAGGCACUAUGGUCUGGCCAGUACAAGUGCAUCACCCCUCGGGACUUUAAAACCACCAUCUGCAAAAUCAACGAUCAGUUUGUAGGCUGUGAGCAGCAGGACUCCCAGGAGCUGCUGCUCUUCCUUAUGGAUGGCCUGCAUGAGGACCUCAACAAAAGAGCUGACAACCGUAAACGAUGCAAAGAGGAACCAAACGAUCAUCUGGAUGAUAACAAAGCAGCAGAACUGGCCUGGAGCAAGCACAAACUUCUCAAUGAAUCCAUAAUCGUAGCACUGUUCCAGGGUCAGUUCAAGUCCACAGUGCAGUGCCUGAAGUGUUACCAGAAAUCCCGUACCUUCGAGACCUUCAUGUACUUGUCCCUGCCCCUCGCAUCCUCCAACAGGUGCUCACUGCAGGACUGCCUGAAAUUGUUCUCCAAAGAAGAGAAACUGACCGAUAACAACAGAGUUUUUUGCAGACACUGUAAAACCCACAGAGAUUCUACCAAAAAGCUGGAGAUCUGGAAAGUUCCACCAAUUCUGCUGGUACAUUUAAAACGAUUCUCUUAUGAGGGAAGGUGGAAGCAGAAACUGCAGACAUCUGUUGACUUUCCCCUUGAACAUCUGGACCUGUCACAGUAUGUUAUUGGCCCAAAAAACAGCUUGAAAAAAUACAGCCUCUAUGGAGUAUCAAACCACUACGGAAGUCUUGAUGGUGGACACUACACUGCCUACUGUAAGAACGCCGCAAAGCAGCGCUGGUACAAGUUUGAUGACCACGAGGUGACCGAAAUCUCCACAUCCUCAGUCAAGUCUUCAGCUGCCUACAUACUCUUCUAUUCAUCUAUAUAGUAGUGUAGGGCUGCACGCUGGUCUGUGGGGACGGCGGACAGAGGAUCGGAGAUGAGGACUGUUUUGCUAAGUCAAGGUGAUGCUGUGACUCAUGCGGCAGCGUUUCAGUUCAAAAUAGACACUUAACCCAUCUAAAGACGGUCUUCUUGCUAUAGUCAAUAGUGAGUAAACUUUAUAUUAUCAACGUAAAUGAUGUGCAAACAAUUAAACUGCGUAGUAUGCCUUCAGUGACUUUAACAAUAUUACCCAGUUGAUUGGUGACCUUUUUGGUUGUAUUUUAGUGCUGGAAUCCCUUUAAGAUUUCUUACUAAUUUUCUUGGUUUUGUUAUGCUGACCUUUCACAUAUCUUCUCUGUACUGUGAAUACAUUAGCCUGAGGAGACAGGAAUAUGUAUGUACAGCACAUACUGAUUGCAAGUCUUGCACAUUAAACUUGGAUAAACAUU